Messenger RNA from Ilex paraguariensis (yerba mate), 912 nucleotides. The record is from the annotation of a GenBank genome assembly. NCBI's taxonomy places the organism in Eukaryota, Viridiplantae, Streptophyta, Magnoliopsida, Aquifoliales, Aquifoliaceae.
AUGGAGACAAGGGAGAAGACAAAGAAUAGAGUCUCGAUGAAGGAAAAGGAAGGUGAAUUGAAAACUUCAGGUGGAGGAUCAAUAGGGAGUGUCGUUGGCGAUGGGGUUAUGGCCCAGGCACUAGGGGGUGCCAGAUUGAUGUCGAGUGGCCACAAUCUUGGUGAGGGCAACCCUUAUGUUGCUCCCAAGAACCUAGGCAACGCCACAACGAGUCACAAUGACACAUCAGGUGGCGCCAUGGCGGAGCCCAGGGCGAUGCCCAGCUCAGCGGGUGACGGCGGUGCCAGACGAGGCUUUGACUUGGAUGUUCUAGCAGCUUGUCAUGCAGGGCAGCAUAAGGGAGGCGCCAUUAACAAUAGGGAAGACGACGCCCAUGGCGAGUGGCAGCCAACUGGCGACGUUAAUGGAGUGGGCGAGACUGGUAGGGAGGGUGACGCCGGUGGAGGCUCGGGCGCGAUGGGUGAUGCCGGUGGAGGCUUAGGCGCGAUGGUCGACGUUGGUGGAGACUCAGACACGUUGGGCAACAUCGGGAAGCGUGCGAGUAAGUUCAGUGGCGUCUUUGGGAGCUUGGGCAAUGCAGGGAAAUUGCCAGGAAGUGACUCGGACGAACAAAGCUUAGGAGUUAUCACCGGUGGCUGCCCAGGCGCAUUGGUCGAGGCCAUGGAGAUAUUAGGCGAGAGCGUGGUAGACAGUGGCGGUCUGGGCGACAGUGGCGACUUUGAUGGGAGCCUAAGACUGGGUGGAUCCCUUUGCAGUAGACCGGGCGUUGGGAGAGUGGACACAUGCAUAAGGGAGACAGACUUGGGCAUUGAGACCCCGCUCAGAGAGGUAGAUGGACCAAGUUGUGGAGUGGAUCGAGGUGCCCGAGCUAGUAGGGGUGAUACAGUGGAUGUUAGGCAAGCUUCACGGUAA